Molecule: messenger RNA, 523 nt
Organism: Rubroshorea leprosula
Lineage: Eukaryota; Viridiplantae; Streptophyta; Magnoliopsida; Malvales; Dipterocarpaceae
Source: the annotation of a GenBank genome assembly
AUCACGCAUUUUCUCUGAUACCAAUCCAAACAUUCUCUCUCAAAAAAAAUUCUUCCAUCUCCUACUAGCUAUCCACCAUCCGGAGCCUCUCUCUUUCGCAUCAUCUUCUUGGGUUACUCUUCCAUCUAUGUAGUUAAUUUUUCCAGCAAAUUAAUGUCUCCCCACCUGCAUGUUUUCAGCUUUGAGCAUUAAAAAGUCAGCUAAAAGCGAAGAUCGUUAUUUGGCAUCCUCUUCUUACGUUACGUACUCUUCCAUCUUUGUAGUUAAUUUCCAGCAAAUUUGUCCACCCUCGCGCUCCUCAGUUUUGAGCAUUGACAAGGUACGCUAGUCGUAAUACCCAGCUAUAGAUAUAGCUACCUACAUUAUUUUUACUCAAAAGUCAUUUUACCGGAUUUUUUCUUUGGCCUUUUUCCAUCUUUUCGUGGAUAUAUAUGUAAUUAAGUAUAACUUCAAAUCGUUACUUCAUUGUGUGUGUGUCUGUGUUUUUUCUUCAUUUUACGUUGAAUAAUCACUAUACACAUAU